AUGGUUUUUACUGAGGAAUGCUCCAACACAAGUUUUAUUUUCGAUAUUAUAGCUGAGGGGCAGACAGAGGUCAGUGACGUCAUAGAGGAUGAGAUUGAGUUUUUGAAGCAGAACUAUGACGGCAUUGAGGUUGUGAAGCUCGAGGGAUUCUAUCCGAAAGUUUUACUCACCCUUGAGGCAGAGUCAAACCCAAGGCAUCGUGUGGUGCUUGAGGUUGCCAUUGUUGCCGGGUACCCUUUUGUUGCCCCCAGAGUGCGGCUCCGAAUCCCAGAAGGGGUCACGCCCGGGAGCAUCGGGGCGCUGGAUGAGUCGGGGGCGCAUCAGAUUCAGGCAGAUAUUCGAGAAGCCAUCAGCCCCUGUCUUCUUGUUGGCGCCCCUUGUAUAAUGCAGAUCAUCUCAGUGGUGGAGAGGGUGCUAUCUAACGGCAUUCAACGUUCAUGUACACCAACUCAUGUGAAAUCUACCGACACUGUGGAACAUCCGCCUUCCCAGACGACAAUGAAGACGCGGGAAGUUAUUAAACUCUGUGUUCUUUUGCUUCAUUUACUCAAUAAAUGUUGCCAUCUGAGGGAUCCUGAAUCCAUGGAGGAGGCCAAAAGCAAUUUUCAUAUACUGGGCCAUUACUUGAUAAAUGACGUGAAGGUCAUACCGAAAAAGCUACAAAAAUGCAUACCUUGGAAGUACGAUUAUACACAGCGCGCUUUUAGCGAAGAAGUUCGAGAAUCUAUGGAUGGGUCAGACAUCAUUACCAAGUGGUUCUGGUCACAUGAAGAGAGGAGUGGCACCUUUCAAAACAUUUUACCUGGAAGGUACAAGAACGAAUUUAUUCAGCAACGCAUGCUGGGUUCUGGCGGAUUUGCCCCAGUUUUUGUUUGUCGAAAGAAAGUGGAUGGCCGUCUUUAUGCUGUCAAGAAGAUUCUUACCAAGAAAGACCAAUCGGAAAAAGUCCUGAGGGAGGUUCAGAGUUUGGCGGCUCUCAGCCAUAAAAAUAUUGUUCGCUACUAUGACGCAUGGAUGGAACCCGGAUGCGACGAGGAUCUGAUAAACUAUGCUGCUACUCUUUCAGAAGAAGAGACGGAGAGCAGCGAGGCAGGGAAUUUUGAGCUCUCGGGCACCAAGGCGAUUUCACCGUGUUUUUGGGACGACUGCUCAGACACGUGCAGUGAGGAAGAUUCAUCGAGCGAUAAAAGUUGCUCCUCAACC
Molecule: messenger RNA, 1203 nt
Organism: Trypanosoma cruzi
Lineage: Eukaryota; Euglenozoa; Kinetoplastea; Trypanosomatida; Trypanosomatidae
Product: protein kinase, putative
Exons: 1
Biological process (GO): protein phosphorylation
Molecular function (GO): ATP binding; protein binding; protein kinase activity
Source: RefSeq, a predicted model, not a curated record